CUAUGCAAAAAUUAACACACAAUAUUAUCCGCUAAAGUUCAUUUUUCUUUUCUUUUUCGAGAAAACUAUGAUUUACAUCCAAUCAUAAUAACAAAAAACUCAUUUCCUGAUGACAACAACUCUAAUCCCACAAAUUCUCACUAGCAUCGCAACAUAUUAUAAACCCCCAACACUAAACCCCACAAUUUCUUCAACAAAAAGGAGACACCUUUGUUGUUGUUAUCAUAACCAAGGUUUAAGAUUGUGUUAUGUUCCAAGUAAAAGAUUAUUAUCUAAAGAUGGGUUUUAUGGCAAGAUUAAUAAUAAGAAAAAAAGGUUGGUAAUUUUAAGGUCUAAUAAUCUUAAAUUCAAUAAUGGCGGUGGUGGAAAAGAUGAUGAUGAAAGUGAGAAAUCAAAGGUUUUUGUGAAUCUUGCAUUGGCUGUUGGUUUGGCUUAUCUUUCUUUGACUGGUCAACUUGGGUGGAUACUUGAUACCAUUGUUUCUGUUUGGCUUUUUGUGGUGCUUGUUCCACUUGUGGGAUUGGGAGCUCUUAUUUGGUGGGCAAGUCGAGAUAUGGUCGAAAUCCAAUGUCGUAAUUGUGGGAAUGAAUUUGAAGUUUUCAAAUCUAUGUUAAAUGAUGAGCCACGGGUGUGUCCCUAUUGUAGUCAACCUUUUUCAGUGGUGGGUGAUGAGUUUAUAAGGGAUCCUGCGACAUACUCAAAAAAAUCUACAACAUUUGAUGGAGCAUUCAACGACUUGUUUUCUCAAACAAAGAAAGAAUACCUUCCGCAGGGAAAGCUUCUUCAAGAGCCGUCAUUGAUGUUGAAGCCGAGGUCAAAGAUGUUGAUUGAGCAUGUUGAUGAACAUAUAUACACGGACGUUAAUGAUGUACAUAAUUAUAUAAGUUGUUGUAAAACAUCAUAAAUUGUUGUCACACACUUUCAGAGUUUGACUUUAUAACGUUAAUGAAGUGGGGUUGCUAGGGUGCUGGGUGGUGUAGAUGAUUUUAUGUAUAUCGUCUUACAAAAGAUUUUGUAGGGUGUAUUCUUUGUUUCGCAACAAUUUGACUUGGUAACUCUGAAUCAUAGUUAUUAAAAAAAUUUUGGCUCA
This is a messenger RNA of Erigeron canadensis, 1090 nucleotides long. RefSeq lists its product as uncharacterized. The transcript has 6 exons. Bases 110 to 904 code for a protein of 264 amino acids. NCBI's taxonomy places the organism in Eukaryota, Viridiplantae, Streptophyta, Magnoliopsida, Asterales, Asteraceae. The record is from RefSeq and is a predicted model, not a curated record.